Condylura cristata (star-nosed mole) is the source of this 8392-nucleotide messenger RNA. RefSeq names its product sodium channel, voltage gated, type X alpha subunit (gene SCN10A). Gene Ontology annotation, biological process: regulation of atrial cardiac muscle cell membrane depolarization; AV node cell action potential; membrane depolarization during action potential. Gene Ontology annotation, molecular function: voltage-gated sodium channel activity involved in cardiac muscle cell action potential. The record is from RefSeq and is a predicted model, not a curated record. Gene Ontology annotation, cellular component: voltage-gated sodium channel complex; plasma membrane; axon. The transcript is spliced from 30 exons. The coding region runs from base 383 to 6277 and encodes 1964 amino acids. Lineage: Eukaryota; Metazoa; Chordata; Mammalia; Eulipotyphla; Talpidae.
UCUCCCCACACUCCCUCUACUGCUCUUCCAUCCAAGGAAUGCACUUUCUGGAGGACCAGCAGCCAGGGUGGAACUUGUGACGGGAAAUGGAAAUGGCACCCAAGAAGGCAAGGUUCCUUGCAGUGCUGUGAACAGCAGCAAGGUAUCUGUCCAAUAGGCCAGACUAGCAUCACUGAGGAGGACAAGCAAGUGAACUCAUGGUUUCCAGUGGGGGCCCCUUGGAAUAGAAGAGAAGACCUCUGUCCUAGAAGACAAGCAAGACUGAGCUGCAAAGAGACUAAUCAAGUCAAGAAGACCCCAGAGACCUCAGCUUCAUUUCUGAGCAGCAGCCUAUCAGCACCCCUCUCUCAGAACAGAAUUCUUUCUGAAGAAGAAUGAGAAGAUGGAAUUCCCCCUUGGGUCCCUGGAAACUACCAACUUUCGUCAAUUCACUCCCGAGUCCCUGUUGGAGAUUGAAAAGCGAAUUGCUGCCAAGAAGGGAACAAAGAAAGUAAAACAGAAGCGCAGGGAGCUAAAGAACAAAGAAGAGAAACCUCGGCCCCAACUGGACUUGAAAGCCUGCAACCAGCUGCCCAAGUUCUAUGGUGAGCUCCCAGCAGAACUGGUUGGGGAGCCCCUGGAGGACCUGGACCCCUUCUACAGCACAUACCGGACAUUCAUGGUACUGAACAAAGGGAGGACCAUUUCCCGAUUUAGUGCUACUCGGGCCUUGUGGUUGUUAAGUCCUUUCAACCCGAUCAGAAGAACAGCCAUCAAAGUGUCAGUCCAUUCAUGGUUUAGUAUAUUCAUCACAGUCACUAUUUUGAUCAAUUGUGUGUACAUGACACAGAGUGACAUGCCAGAGAAAAUCGAAUAUGUCUUCACUGGCAUUUACACCUUUGAAGCCUUGAUAAAGAUACUGGCGAGAGGAUUUUGUCUGAAUGAGUUCACUUACCUGCGAGAUCCUUGGAACUGGCUGGAUUUCAGUGUCAUUACCCUGGCAUAUGUUGGUGAAGCAACAGAUCUCCGAGGGAUCUCAGGCCUGCGGACGUUCAGAGUUCUCAGAGCUUUAAAGACAGUUUCUGUGAUCCCUGGAUUGAAGGUCAUCGUGGGGGCCCUCAUCCACUCAGUGAGGAAGCUGGCUGAUGUGACCAUCCUCACCAUCUUCUGCCUGAGUGUGUUUGCCUUGGUGGGGCUGCAGCUCUUCAAGGGAAACCUCAAGAACAAAUGUGUCCGGAAUUGCACAGCUCUCAACAAGACAGCCAAUUUCUCUUAUGGAACACUUGAGUGGAAUUUCUGCCAUAAGGACAAAGACUUCUACAUAAAGCCAGGCACUACUGACCCCUUACUGUGCGGUAAUGGAUCUGAUUCAGGACACUGCCCUGAAGGUUAUUUCUGCUUGAAAACAUUUGACAACCCGGAUUUUAACUACACCAGCUUUGAUUCCUUCUCCUGGGCUUUUCUGUCACUAUUCCGCCUCAUGACACAGGAUUCCUGGGAACGCCUCUACCAGCAGACCCUGAGGGCUUCUGGAAAAAUCUAUAUGGUCUUUUUUGUGCUUGUCAUCUUCCUGGGAUCCUUCUACCUGGUCAAUUUGAUCUUGGCUGUGGUCACCAUGGCAUAUGAAGAACAGAACCAGGCAACGAUUGAUGAAAUUGAAGCAAAGGAGAAGAAGUUCCAAGAGGCCCUUGAGAUGCUCCGGAAGGAGCAGGAGAUGCUGGAAGCACUGGGGAUUGAUACAGCUUCUCUCCACUCCCACAAUGGGUCACCUCCAGUCUUCAAAUCUGCCAGUGAGAGAAGGCACAAGAUGAAGCCAAAGAUGUCAGAGGGCUCCACAGAUGACAACAAGUCACCCCAAUCUGAGCCUUAUAAUCAGCGCAGAAUGUCUUUCCUAGGUCUUACCUCUGGGAGACGGCGGGCUAGCCAUGGCAGCGUUUUCCUUUUCCGGGCCCCUGGCCGGGAUGUCUCCUUCCCUGAGGUGGUCACAGAUGAUGGAAUCUGUCCUGGAGACCAUGAAAACCACCGGAGCUCCCUGCUGCUGGGUGGAGGUGCUGGUCAGCAAGGCCCCCUCCCUAAGAGUCAACCCCCCAAUCCUGGCUUGGGAUAUGGAGAAAAUGGACACCCCACAUUGCCAACUAGUGAGCUUGGCUCUGGAGCUAUCGAAGUGUCGCAGCCUUUUGACGCAGGACAGAAGAAGACUUUCUUAUCAGCAGAAUACUUGAAUGAGCCUUUCCGAAUCAAACGGGCGAUGAGUGUGGUCAGUAUCAUGACUUCCGUCCUCGAGGAACUCGAGGAGUCUGAGCAGAGGUGCCCACCCUGCUUGACCAGCUUGGCUCAGAAGUAUCUGAUCUGGGAGUGCAGCCCCACAUGGAUGAAGCUCAAGAUGAUUUUCUUUGGGAUUGUGACAGACCCCUUUGCAGAACUCACCAUCACUUUGUGCAUCGUGGUGAACACACUCUUCAUGGCCAUGGAACACCAUGGAAUGAGCUAUACCUUCGAUACCAUGCUUCAGAUAGGCAACAUCGUCUUCACUGUAUUUUUUACUGCUGAAAUGGUUUUCAAAAUCAUUGCCUUCGACCCCUACUACUAUUUCCAGAAGAAGUGGAAUAUCUUUGACUGCAUCAUUGUCACUGUGAGCCUGGUGGAGCUGGGGAUGGCCAAGAAGGGUAGCCUGUCAGUGCUGCGGACCUUCCGCUUGCUGCGGGUGUUCAAGCUGGCCAAAUCCUGGCCAACCUUAAACACACUCAUCAAGAUCAUUGGAAACUCCGUGGGGGCGCUGGGGAACCUGACCUUCAUCCUGGCCAUCAUUGUCUUUAUCUUCGCUCUGGUUGGCAAGCAGCUCCUUGGGGAAAGUUACCUGAAGGAACGGUGCCUGACCGCCAACAACUCUGUCCCCACAGAAGACUGCCCCCGCUGGCACAUGCACGACUUUUUCCACUCCUUCCUUGUCAUCUUCCGGAUCCUCUGUGGAGAGUGGAUUGAGAACAUGUGGGUCUGCAUGCAAGUGGGCCAGAAAUCCAUAUGCCUCAUCCUUUUCUUGACAGUGAUGGUGCUGGGGAAUCUGGUGGUGCUCAACCUGUUCAUCGCCCUGCUGCUGAACUCCUUCAGUGCCGACAACCUCACAGCCCCAGAGGAAGAUGGGGAGGUGAACAACCUGCAGGUGGCGCUGGCCAGGAUUCAGGCAUUUGGCUGUCGCACCAAGAAGGCCAUUCACAGCUUCUUCAGUAGGUCCUGCCUGCUUCCCAGGCCUAAGGCGGAGCCCCACCUGGUGGUGAAACUCCCCCUCUCCAACGCCAAAGCUGAGAACCACAUUGCUGUUGAUGUGACUGCGGGGAGCCCGGGACAGCUCCUGGCCCCCAGAGACCCCAGGGAAGACCAUGCUGACUUUAUUACCAAUCCUAAUGUGUGGGUCUCGGUGCCCAUCGCAGAGGGCGAAUCUGACCUGGAUGACUUGGAGGAGGAUGGGGAGGAGGAUGCUGAGAGCUCCAAACAGGAAGUGAUCCCCCCAGGACAGGAGCAGCUGCAGCAAGUCCAGCAGUGUGAGGACCCCCUGGAGCCCAGAAGCCCCAGCUCUGUGACGUCCUCUGAGGAUCUGGCUCCUUACCCAGAUGGGAAGUGGAAAGCUGAGGCUGCCACUCAGGCCCCUGCAGAGGCAGUGGACGACACAAGCUCCUCCGAAGGCAGCACAGUGGACUGCCUGGACCCCGAGGAGAUCCUGAAGAAGAUCCCUGAGCUGGCAGAUGACCUCGAAGAACCAGAUGACUGCUUUGCAGAAGGCUGCGUUCACCACUGUCCCUGGUGCAGAGUGGACACCACCAAGUUCCCAUGGGCCACGGGCUGGCAGGUGCGCAAAACCUGCUACCGCAUCGUGGAGCACAGCUGGUUUGAGAGCUUCAUCAUCUUCAUGAUCCUGCUCAGCAGUGGGUCUCUGGCUUUUGAAGACUGUUACCUUGACCAGAAGCCCACAGUGAAGGCCUUGCUGGAGUACACUGACAGGGUGUUCACGUUUGUCUUUGUCUUCGAGAUGUUGCUCAAGUGGGUGGCCUAUGGCUUCAAAAGUUACUUCACAAAUGCCUGGUGCUGGCUGGACUUCCUCAUCGUGAAUAUCUCACUGACAAGCCUCAUAGCGAAGAUCCUGCAGUACUCUGACAUGGAAUCCAUCAAAGCCCUUCGGACCCUGCGCGCGCUGAGGCCACUGCGGGCUCUGUCUCGAUUUGAAGGCAUGCGGGUGGUCGUGGACGCCCUGGUGGGCGCCAUCCCGUCCAUCAUGAACGUCCUCCUCGUCUGCCUCAUCUUCUGGCUCAUCUUCAGCAUCAUGGGCGUGAACCUCUUUGCAGGGAAGUUUUGGAGGUGCAUCAACAACACCAAUGGAGACUUUGCUCUUGUGCAUUGGCUUAUUGUGGAUAACAAGUCUGAAUGUUUAAAUAAUAACUACACUGGCAGCUUCUUCUGGGUCAAUGUGAAGGUCAACUUUGAUAAUGUUGCAAUGGGUUACCUUGCACUUCUGCAGGUGGCAACCUUUAAAGGCUGGAUGGACAUCAUGUAUGCAGCCGUCGACUCCCGAGAUGUGGACUUGCAGCCCAAGUGGGAGGACAACUUGUACAUGUACUUGUACUUCGUCAUCUUCAUCAUUUUCGGUGGCUUCUUCACCCUGAACCUCUUUGUUGGGGUCAUCAUCGACAACUUCAAUCAGCAGAAAAAAAAGUUAGGGGGCCAGGACAUCUUCAUGACAGAGGAGCAGAAGAAAUACUACAAUGCCAUGAAGAAGCUGGGCUCCAAGAAGCCUCAGAAGCCCAUCCCACGCCCCCUGAACAAGUACCAGGGCUUCGUCUUUGACAUAGUGACCAGACAAGCUUUCGACAUCGUCAUCAUGGUUCUCAUUUGCCUCAACAUGGUCACCAUGAUGGUGGAGACUGAUGUACAGAGUGAAGAGAAGACAAAAGUCCUUAACAGAAUCAACCAGUUCUUUGUGGCUGUCUUCACAGCGGAGUGUGUACUGAAGAUGUUUGCCCUGAGGCAGUACUACUUCACCAACGGCUGGAACGUGUUUGACUUCAUUGUUGUGAUCCUCUCCAUUGGGAGCCUGGUGUUUUCUGCAAUUCUUAAGUCACUGGAAAAUUACUUCUCUCCGACACUCUUCAGAGUCAUCCGCCUGGCUCGCAUUGGCCGCAUCCUCAGACUGAUCCGAGCAGCCAAGGGGAUCCGCACACUGCUCUUUGCCCUCAUGAUGUCCCUGCCGGCCCUCUUCAACAUCGGGCUGCUGCUCUUCCUCGUCAUGUUCAUCUACUCCAUCUUCGGCAUGGCCAGUUUCGCCCAUGUAAGGGCAGAGGCUGGCAUUGAUGACAUGUUCAACUUCCAGACCUUCGCCAACAGCAUGCUGUGUCUCUUCCAGAUCACCACGUCGGCUGGCUGGGAUGGCCUCCUCAGCCCCAUCCUCAACACAGGGCCCCCCUAUUGCGACCCCGACCUGCCCAACAGCAAUGGCACAAAAGGGAACUGUGGGAGCCCAGCUGUGGGCAUCCUCUUCUUCACCACCUACAUCAUCAUCUCCUUCCUCAUCGUGGUCAACAUGUAUAUCGCAGUGAUUCUGGAGAACUUCAAUGUGGCCACAGAGGAGAGCACUGAGCCUCUGAGUGAGGAUGAUUUUGACAUGUUCUAUGAGACCUGGGAGAAGUUUGACCCAGAAGCCACCCAGUUUAUUACCUUUUCUGCCCUCUCAGACUUUGCAGACACCCUCACUGGUCCCCUGAGGAUCCCAAAACCCAAUCGGAAUGUGUUGAUCCAAAUGGACCUGCCCUUGGUGCCCGGAGAUAAGAUUCACUGUUUGGACAUCCUUUUUGCCUUCACCAGGAAUGUUCUGGGAGAAUCUGGGGAGUUGGACUCUCUGAAGGCAAAUAUGGAGGAGAAAUUUAUGGCAACUAAUCUUUCAAAAGCAUCCUAUGAGCCAAUAGCAACCACGCUUCGAUGGAAACAAGAAGACGUUUCAGCCACUGUGAUUCAAAAAGCCUAUCGGAGCUACAUGCUGCACCGCUCCAUAACAGCCUCUGAUCCCCCAGGCAUUCCCAGGGCUGAGGAGGAGGCUGAAUCUCCCACGGAUGAAGCCUUUGUUGCAUUCAUGGCAAAUGAAAAUGGUGUGCUCCCAGGAAAAUCUGCAACCGCUUCUGCUACAUCUUUCCCCCCCUCUUAUGAUAGUGUCACGAAAGGCCUGAGUGAUCAAGUCGACAUGAACACCUCUGGCUUGAUACAGAACCAGGAUGAAGAUACCAGUAAGAAAGCAGCUGCCCCUGGGUCCCAGUGAGGACAUUUCAGCAUGUACAGAUCCAGUUCUGGUGUGACCUUCUCCUCCAUAAUAACCCUUUCCCAGGACAGGUAGCAACCAGCUACCGCCUCAUCAAUGCAUGCCACUGGUCACAAUGGAACUGGGCAGACAGCACUGGUACCCACCUUUGGAGAGGCCCCACGACACUGACAGGAGUCAGAAACCGAGGGCAGAGCCAUGGUGACUUCCCGUUUGUGUUUCAGUAUCAGUUGACAGGUCCCCUGACCUCCAGAACAUGUCCUGGUCCUUUCAUAUUGACUUUGACCAGAGUUUUCAUUUACCGAGACAAACUUCUCGGCACUGCAACUUCCAAAGAUAUAUAGCAAGGAUGUUGCUAAAGGCUCAAGGUAGUCCUCUGUGAAACGCCAUGUGGAGACUGGUUAGUGUAACUUAGGAUUUUGCAUGGCUGCAUGUUGUGAGCUGCCAGACAAUUGCUCCUUUCUGGGGUCAUGCCUGUGGUCUGUGUCAUGCAAGGCCUUUGAGGUAUUCAUUAAAAUUAAUAUUUUUAAAGUUAUAUCAAGACCAAUGUUAUAUCUUAAAGCACUGUAUUUAAAAAUUAUGUGAUAUUGACAUAUAUUGUAAAUCACUUCUUCACUUUCAGGAUUCCUGAUGUUUUGAAGUUUGAGCUUGCAGCUGAGUAGGGCAUGGGGUGUUGUCUAGGAGCUUGUUCUAAUCCUAAAAUCCUAAAUCCUAUUGAUUGGCUAGCCUUUUCCAAGCUUGGUCAAGCUUUUUCCCCUCUGAUCCUUGGUGUCCCUAUUUGUAAAAUGGGAGGGGGGGUUAGGAGGGUGGGAGACACAGAGAUAUUCUUCAUAGCCCUUGCAUCUCUUGUAGAAUUCAGUGGUGCCCCGUCCCAGCUUAGAGGAGAGAUGCCUCUCCCUUUUGAAGCUGCAAUGGCCUAACUAUUUUUCUGUGCAGCUAAAGAGAUAGCUAUUCGGUACAUUCAAGAACCCUUUUCACAUAUCAUAAUCUUUAAGGAUAAAGGUUUUCACAUUCCUACUUGGACCAGGACUCUAAAACUAAUAUAAUCAAAAGAAAAGGGCUAUUUUGAAAAAGAUGUUCUGAAAGAUAAAAGUUAUGAACAAUAUUUUAUUUAAUUCAUUCCACAACCAUUAUUAAGUAUCUAUUUUAUGACAGGCACUGCUGUAAGUCCAAGGGAUAAUGGGAGUUAAGCCCCAAAGGGUUAAUUGGGCUUAUGUGAUGAAUGAAGCUAAGGUUGUCAGAGAAUUUUCAAACCAAAGGCACUUAUGAUGAGGCAGGACUUAUGAUGAGGAAUUUGUAUGAUAACAUAGGACAUAUUCGGUGACACACUGUAUAGUCCUGAUGGCAGUCAUCUUCUUCUAAUUCUUGGGACAGCCCCUGCUACAAUCACCAUGAUCAGGUAAAUUUUUUGAUACCUAUUUGAUCAUUUACAAGAGUUUACAUUUAUACAAUUAUAAAGCGUAGAGGCUAAUACUUUCUAUGCCUCAUGAUACAGGUCUUCUGGGGUCUUACUAUUCUUUUUCUAUUGCUGUUGACUCACCAGGGAUCAAAGGAGUCUUUCAAGAAAUGUGUUGGGAGUUGCUAACACCCACAAAUGUAGUUAAUAAGACAAUGAUGGAAUUUCUGAGCAUGCAGGCUAUCCCAGUACAAAUGAGUUGUUCUCUAGAUGCCUGGUUUGUGUCUUAAAGAUGUGUCAGACAAAAUAAUUUUUCCUUCCUAGCCCCACUAAGCAGAUAUUGACUGCACAGCUUCCUCAACAUCUAAAUUCCAUGCAGUCAAUGAAAAUGCUAUCUGAGAGAAAGCCAGCCCAAGUGUUUAUAAGACAGCUGGGUGGAGAGAGAAUUUUAGGGCACUGGCUUAUCAUUAGCAGAGUGAAAAGGCAAACUGUAAAGUUGAAGCUGAUAUUUGAAGUACUUUUACACUGUUAUCUUUAAUAAAUAAAUGGACCCAAACAACAGACCAGUUUUAUAAAGUAGAUGAUAUUCUUAAAGAUAUUCUUAUUACAUUUUCUCCUUGUUUUGAAUCAAGUGGUAUCCCCAAAGAGCUAUAUUGAAGGCCUAAUCAUGUCAUCUGUGAAUGUGAUCUUAUUUGGAAAUAGAGGCUUUGAUAUGCUUA